GUACCUUCUGGGAAGCAUGGACUGGCAACUCUGGGGACUGGCUCUCUAUCUCCACGUGGCUUUCUCAGCUUCCUGGGAUUGUGUCUCUCGGUGUUCCCUGUGUGUCCUUCACAGCCAGGAUGCAGACAAGCCCAUCGACCCUCUACGCUGCGCUUUGGGGUGCCAAGGUAACUUGGGGUCCAGUGUCGAAUGGGGGAAAUGUGAGGAAAUCCUCUCGGUCUUAACUUCCUUUCCGAUGGAGGAGGACGACACUGGCAGAUCCCAGAGUGUCCUCACCAAGGGAGAUGUCAGCCACUCCUACGGGGGCUUCUUCCAGAGGAUCGGGGAGAGGGCAGGCCCAGAGCCAGAGGCAGACGAAGACAAUCUAGAGAUGCUGGAUAUUAGAGAUGUGGUCUCUCGCCGAGAGGGAGAACCAGAUCUGAGCUCUCUCAAGGCAGAGAGGAAACGCUACGGAGGCUUCCUCCGCAAGUUCCCCAAGCGAGGCUCCGGGGUGGUGGGUACCGAGGAGGAGGAGGAGGAAGAGGAGGAGGAGGAUGGGAGUGACCUGGAGGAGCUACAAAAACGUUACGGGGGCUUCAUGCGCAGGAUCCGUCCCAAACUCAAGUGGGACAAGCAGAAACGCUACGGCGGGUUCCUGCGCCGCCAGUUCAAGGUGACCACAAGAUCAGCAGGAGGGCCCAAGGCCACCUCCGAGGAGCUGGCUGACCUAUAA
Molecule: messenger RNA, 712 nt
Organism: Protobothrops mucrosquamatus (brown spotted pit viper)
Lineage: Eukaryota; Metazoa; Chordata; Lepidosauria; Squamata; Viperidae
Gene: PDYN
Product: prodynorphin
Exons: 3
Biological process (GO): chemical synaptic transmission; sensory perception; neuropeptide signaling pathway
Cellular component (GO): dendrite; neuronal cell body; axon terminus
Molecular function (GO): opioid receptor binding
Source: RefSeq, a predicted model, not a curated record